Molecule: messenger RNA, 816 nt
Organism: Glycine soja
Lineage: Eukaryota; Viridiplantae; Streptophyta; Magnoliopsida; Fabales; Fabaceae
Product: BURP domain protein RD22-like
Exons: 1
Coding region: 1-816 (271 amino acids)
Source: RefSeq, a predicted model, not a curated record
AUGGUGCUAAGAAAACUCAAUCCAAAGAUCAACCUCCACUUUGGUACGGUGUUUAAGAAAACCCAAUCAGAAGAUCACUUUCCCCUUGCCAACGGUGUUAAGAAAAUUCAAACUGAAAAUCAACUUCCUCAAACUCAAUCUGAAGAUCAACCUCCUCUUUGGUAUGGUGUUAAGAAAACCCAAUCAGAAGAUGUCCCUCCUCUUUGGUACGAUGUUAAGAAAACAUUUGUUGCAAAAAGAUGUCUUUCACAAGAAGAUGAAACGAUCCUUGUUGCUAAUGGUCAUCAACAUGACAUCCCAAAAGCAGACCAAGUUUUCUUUGAAGAAAGAUUAAGGCCUGGCACAAAAUUGGAUGCUCACUUCAAGAAAAGAGAAAAUGUAACCCCAUUGUUGCCUCGCCAAAUUGCACAACAUAUACCGUUGUCAUCAGCAAAGAUAAAAGAAAUAGUUGAGAUGCUUUUUGUGAACCCAGAGCCAGAAAAUGUUAAGAUUGUAGAGGAAACCAUUAGUAUGUGUGAAGUGCCUGCAAUAACUGGAGAAGAAAGAUAUUGUGCAACUUCAUUAGAGUCCAUGGUAGAUUUUGUCACUUCUAAGCUUGGGAAGAAUGCCCGAGUUAUUUCUACAAAAGCAGAAAAGGAAAGUAAUUCCCAAAAAUUUUCGGUGAAAGAUGGAGUGAAGUUGUUAGCAGAAGAUAAAGUCAUUGUUUGUCAUCCUAUGGAUUACCCAUAUGUUGUGUUUAUGUGUCAUGAGAUAUCAAAUACUACUGCGCAUUUUAUGCCUUUGGAGGGAGAAGAUGGAACUAGAGUUAAAGCUUAA